AUGGCGCGGAUCGGGCUGGAGGACCUCGAGGGGCUGGGCGAGGAAUCGACAGCCGGUGGCGGGGAGGAUGACGACGAGGAGGAUAGCGACGAGGGACGGGAGCGGGCUCGGUUGUUCGCCCACUGGGAAGCCGUAGCCAGCACGCACCGAGUGAGCCUGCCCCGAGACAUGGCAGGUCCGAUCCUCCAGAUGACCCGGCACAGCCAGGCUCCAGAGGCCGUGCCCUUCGUUACGCUCUCGCAGCAGGUGAAGUGUGAGGAAGCAGCCUACGAGGAGCGGCGGUACCCAGCUGGGAAGUGGGCAUGUGUCACCAAGGAGGAGCCCAUGUAUGAGCAGAGCAUCUCCAUGAGCUUCAUGAAGCUCAUGCGCUACAUCUGCAAGGACAACUCUGUAGGUUGCUAUCUGGGCAUGACAGUCCCAGUGCUCAAUGAAAUCCACCUGACCAAGGAAGGGACUGGGCUGGAGCGUGAGGUCAUAACUGGCUAUUACCUUCCGGGGCAGUUCCAGCAAAACCCUCCUGUUCCCACAGACCCUGAAAUCCACAUCAUCGAGAGGUCCCCGCUCCGGGUAUUAACCAGGGUUUUCUAUGGGAUGACCACCGAGGAGACAAUUCUGCGAGAGAUCAGUCUCUUCUGGGAGCUCUUGGGCUCCACAGACACUGUGCUCCGGGGGACGUACAUCGUGGCUUCUUACGAGAACCCCAGCGUCCCUCGGCGCCGCAACGAGAUCUGGUUCAUCUGCCGAGCAGAGUGAAUCUCCGCUCUCACCACCAACCCUCCUGCACCUGGACCUGCUCUUCUGACCCAAAGGAGACAAAUGCACGUCCUUGACCCACCAUUAACCCACAAAAUGACAGACAGAAAGAGUGCUGCGGGCUGGGCUUGCACUCUGCCUUGUGAUGGCCCAGGCAGGGGGAAGCCUGACUGCUCUGCACUUCGCAUGCUGCUGUGCCUGAGGCUGGAGGUGGCACUAGGGAGAGACUCUGCAGAAGGCUUCUGGUGGGAAGCAUGUGGUGGGAGGCUCAUGUAAGGCAGUAGCUGUGUGGUGUUGUGCAGUACAACCUGGGCUUUCCCUCAGCUCUGAGCUGGGCUUCCUGGGCUAGGCGUGCUUGUGGGCCCUGUGUUUGCUGCAGAGUCGUGGGCUGGUGGUGGCUGGAAGGCAAAUGACUUGUGUACAAGGUAUGGAGCUCUGUGUGGCCUCUGAGAAAGGCUGCCUGUCCCAAACGGAGCCACUGAAAUGCUGCUGCAGGGACAGUGGGUUUCAAAGGGGGAAAGGACUCACCACAAGCAAGAUGUGGAUCCUGAACAUUCUCUGCUAGGGUGGCUCUCUUUGGGCUGUUGUUGGGUGCCUCCCUGGCUGUCACACACUAUCCCUCAGCCAGGACUGGGGUGCUAGCAGCCUUUGCCCAUCAGUUGUGGGUGCUGUUUUGCAGACCUGCUGCAAGCUGAGAGAGAAAGGUGCUGGCAGCAGCACCGCUGGUGCCACUAUGCCUUGCAUUCCACAUUGAUCAGCAAACUUCACAUCCAUGAAUCCUCUCCUGCUUUCCUGGGGGAAGCUGGCAGUGCCAACUGUAAA
Indicator indicator is the source of this 1575-nucleotide messenger RNA. RefSeq names its product heme-binding protein 1-like. Lineage: Eukaryota; Metazoa; Chordata; Aves; Piciformes; Indicatoridae. The record is from RefSeq and is a predicted model, not a curated record. The transcript has 5 exons. Bases 1 to 753 code for a protein of 250 amino acids.